Capra hircus (goat) is the source of this 1006-nucleotide messenger RNA. RefSeq lists its product as uncharacterized. The coding region runs from base 125 to 664 and encodes 179 amino acids. The transcript is spliced from 2 exons. Lineage: Eukaryota; Metazoa; Chordata; Mammalia; Artiodactyla; Bovidae. The record is from RefSeq and is a predicted model, not a curated record.
GAUCAUCAGUGUGUAUUUUGCUGCCUAGUUAUCCUAAGUGCCUUGACUGGAGUACCAGGGCAUUUCUGCUCUGUCUCUAAAAAAAUUUUUGGCUGUAAUUUUUUUUUCCAUUUGAGAAGGAAAGAUGUCUACUCAAGGACUAUCCCUGAUUUUCACUCUGUUGUUUAUCUGCUUCUUCAGGGAGAGCUUCUGCAUUUGUGAUGGUACUACCUGGACAAAGGUUGGAUGGGAGAUUUUUCCAGAAGAAAUGCAUUAUUUAAAAGUUAAGACAGCUCCAUCUCACUGUCUACCUUACCCUCUGGACAAACUAUGCUGCAGUUUUGCUAAUAUGGAUAUAUUUCAUGGUUGUUUAAACCUUGUUUAUAUUUUAGUACAAGCUCUCUUUUUAAUCCUGUCUGUUUUGUCUGCACAUUACCUGUGGACGAAGUGGAAGAAACACAAAAAAAAGCUAAAGAAACAAGUCUCCUUGGAUACACCUGGCAACGAUCUAGAAACCCAGUCUGUCUAUGACAUUGACCAAAUACUCUGCAGACUGGUGGCCACAACAUCAAUGAUGACCAAGUACCUGAAUCAGAUGUCCCAUUACCCUCAGGCUAAGAAAGCCAAGCACCGAAAACUAAAAAUAAAGAAGACUGAAGGAGUAGAAGGAGGCAGAGUAUAUUAGACACAUCCAUACGCAAAUAUAACUCAGUCUACUAUGGAGACUAUACAAGAAAUCUAUUGAGGGAAAUCAUAAAAGGACAAAAGUGAUUCUUUGAGAUGCUUUGUAAUUUUGGGGCUAAAUUCUCUACUGAAACUUUCCAACAAAGUCUGUACUGAAAAGUUAUUUCUAUUCAGCUAAAAUAGCAUCCAUGCUUACUAAAAAGUACUAGAGGAAAGACCAUAUACAACCAUCACUCCAUGUUUAAGUGUUCUGUUCUUUUGAAUGUGUUAGAUUGCUAAUCAUUAAGCAAACUGUAGAAGAGAAUCUUGAUUUAGUGUUUCAAUAAAUCUCUGAUUUAAGCAA